AUGCGGAAUCUGCAUAUAACUCGCCACGAGAUACCGUCCGAAAAGAGUGGCGACCUGGGCAUCAUAUCACAGGAAUACUCCUCAUGUUGCACAGACGGCACGGAGGAUUCCGAGGAGGAUUCUAUCGAUGCCAGUCAGCAAAAGGCAGCAGCCUUCCUCAUCCAGCACUUUCGCGUGCAUGAAGCAAGGCAUCUGAACCUGGAGACAGAGUCCCUCUAUGGAGCCGUGAUCCUCGUACCUCAAUUGGGCCGGAGUUGUGGGUGGCCUCGGGCGCUGAUGUUCGUGUCGCUGCAGGUGUACGUUCUCUUCAUCUUGAACGGUUUCCUGCAAGCUGUACUUCUCAUGGAAAUCAGCCGCGAGCAGAAUGUUCUGGAUGUGUACGCCGGACAGAUGUGGCUCUGCGACUUCGGCGCACCGUUGAUCGACUGCCCAGACGACCCCUCUUGCACUGGUCCAGGAGGAACGCAGGUUGAUGGGAGGCGGCUCUACGACUACCGAUCCUGGAGUACCCGUACCUUCUUCCGCGACUCCUUGAAAAAGUUGUUUCCCGACCGAGUCGGGGAGAUCGACAGAGACAUCGAUCCAGGCGAGUAUGGCGCAGAGAGUCGACUCAUUCGCUGGAUCUGUUGCUUCAUCUUCAUGCUUAGUAUAUCCGAAGAGCUGAUACUGAUAAGCAAGAUGUGUCGGCUCCUCUACAAGCUGCCAUCUUCUGCCGAGUCUUGGAUUGAAUUCAAGGACCCAGGCGACGAGCAGGUUGGCGACGCCUGGCUCGAAUACGUCGAGGUGUCUGUCCAGGGCAUGCCUUUCAGGUGGAAGGUCAUCAACUGUGUACUCAUCCUGGGCAUCAAAGUGGCGCUCUGGAGCCUCACGGCGCGCACAGGCGUCACGUUUCUGAUGGAAACCCAGGCGAUCUCAGACUGCAUCGUGAAUUCCGUAGCUUUGGCUUUUGUGCUCCACAUGGACGAGCUGAUCCUCAGUACGCUCACAUCUCACAGAGUGACAGCAGCUCUGUCAAAGUGCAAGGCGUACUGCAUCGAAAGCGAAGACGCAUCGGACUGGCGGUUCAAGGUCGAGCAGGAGGUCGACAACUCCUGGGUCGGCAACAUCGGGAUGGGCAUCCCUUUGGAGCUCCUGGCAUCCCUGCUUCUCUGCUCCGUCUUCAUUGGGAUGUACUACUACGACCACUGCAUUUGGAGCUGGGAAGGCUGGUGGUUCUAUUCAAAGCCGAUGCACUUGCCUUUGUCCAGCAACGAGCCUUUGGCCAGCGCGUUCUUCCCGUGGUUCUUUCCGCUGGAAGGUGCCGCAGACGAACUAUGGUCAAUGCCAUCCCUGUGGCAUGCUGAAUGA
Messenger RNA from Symbiodinium sp. CCMP2592, 1347 nucleotides. NCBI's taxonomy places the organism in Eukaryota, Dinophyceae, Suessiales, Symbiodiniaceae. The record is from the annotation of a GenBank genome assembly.